This is a messenger RNA of Pocillopora verrucosa, 1953 nucleotides long. RefSeq lists its product as uncharacterized. NCBI's taxonomy places the organism in Eukaryota, Metazoa, Cnidaria, Anthozoa, Scleractinia, Pocilloporidae. The record is from RefSeq and is a predicted model, not a curated record. Gene Ontology annotation, molecular function: oxidoreductase activity, acting on the CH-OH group of donors, NAD or NADP as acceptor. Gene Ontology annotation, cellular component: cytosol.
UCUGAUCCAUCAUGGCAGCCGUUGGUAAUCGAGAAGUGCUAGCUAUAACAGGGGUAUCCACAGGCUUAGGCCUUGCCAUGGUGAAAUGGUACAUAUCCAAAGGCCAUUUGGUGUUAGGGUGUGCACGGUCAGCUCAAAAGAUUAAUCAGCUGAACGAAGAGUUUUGUAAAGGAGGCAAACCAAAACAGUUCUCUGUUGUUGACAUUCUCAACGAGGCAGACGUGAAACGUUGGUCACAAGAUGUUAUUUCUAGCUUUGGAGCGCCGACUUUCCUCCUUAAUAAUGCAUCUAUAAUCAACAGUAAUGCGUGUUUGUGGCAGAUUUCUGGAGAAGAGUUCAACAGUGUCAUCGAUGUCAACAUUAAGGGCACCACGAAUGUCAUUCGCCAUUUUGUGCCCGAAAUGAUAAAAGCGGGAAAGGGUGUGGUCGUUAAUUUUAGUUCUGGCUGGGGUAGAAGUGUGGCGGCGCAUAAAGCUCCAUAUUGUGCUUCCAAGUGGGCCAUUGAGGGGCUUUCUAAAGCAAUGGCGCUUGAGUUACCUAUACCGCUGACAUGUGUUCCGUUGAACCCAGGAGUCAUCAACACACCUAUGUUGGAGACAACCUUUGGAAAACAAGGUGCAGCAAUGUAUAGGAGUCCUGAAGAAUGGGCCCGAGAUGCCUGUCCAUUCAUUCUAUCCAUUGACCACUCUCAGAAUGGAAUGAGUCUUACAGCUCCAUAGUAUUUAGACAGAGAUGAACAAGUUAGUCGAUCAGCAAUUCAUUUGGUUCUUAGAUUGGAUUGACAGAUUUGAACACAGAAUGGACUUAGAUUGCGAAUGAGGUGUAAAAAAUUUGUGGUUUUAAGAAAUUAAGUGUAACGCGUAUUAGUUUCUAACUUUAGCUUGGAUCACGAACUCUUCAUUCUAAAUGUUCAGAUUAUAGCUUGUAAACAAAGUCUGGAUCACUGUUUUUUUUUAAAUUCUCUGCCUGUUUCUUCACAAUUUAGCAUUUACUGUUUAAUUCUUUUGAAUACUUGAAAACAAAAGCCUUUGAGUUGGUUGUUGAAAUUAUUAAAAAUGUCUGAUUAGAUGAGUAGCACAAUCACCAUGCCCAUAGGGGGUUGACUGCAAACUUUCAAUGAUUUCUUCUGUUUUACAUUUUCAUUGAAGCCAAAUCUUUGUUUACAGGUAAAGUUGUUCUUAUUGAUUAUAGUAAAAGCAAAAAAUCAGAAAACCACAUUACUGUCUUUGAGAAAAUACCUGUGAAAGAUGAAAAAUCGAGCCAAUUUUGGUUGUAACGCGUAACACAAUCUCAGUGGUAAAAUUUUUUAAAUACAUUUUUCACUGAAAAGAAAGUUCGUUUGAGCAAACAAAUUACACCUAAUGAUAACACACAAUAAACACUACAUUUGAGCAAAACUUUGACAUUUCAAGUUUAUUAAAACGCAUAGAAAAGAUUCAUCAUUCUUAAGUAUCCUUUGUGUAACGCUGGGUUUCAGAAUUUGGAAGUAUACCAAGUUGUUGUCCGCAGAAUGACUGAACUGGAAUCCUGUGGGAACAAAAACACAUUAACCAAAUGCUCAUACUUGGUGUUCUAAAAUAGCGAAAAAUCAGUCUAAAGGAUUGACUAUAAACGGAGAAAUAUCAGUGUAAAACAGUCGCUACGGUUUUGAAAAACCUGACUACGCAAUAAUAUUUUUCAUCAACUUACCUGCUCCUUCGCUACUAUACUUCAAACACGGCAAAGUCGGGUUUCGAAAUCGAUUACACUUCAAUGCUCAUAAGUUUCUCUUGUCAUUUCCAAGUUUUCGGGUCCAUAUCUUUAGAAACGGCCAAAAUAUUCACUUUUGACCAAGUCGCUACGCUUUUUACCAUGUUGACGCCAUAUUGAGAACGGAGUCUCGCCACAAAUGCCACCAAAAGCGCUAUGAAAUCUGCUGUUUGCUCCGCCAUUUUCGCCAUUUUCAUCUCCGUG